UCACGACCAACUUUCAUUCAACAAAGGCCGCAAUUCCAAGGAUCGAACUUCCAACAACCCUACCAAGUACAAGGUGUACAAGGGUUUCGACAACAACAAUAACCCGACAAGCUAUCCAAACUUUAAGACCUUGUGAAUACCUUUGUGAGCACGAGUGCUCAGAAUUCAAGAAGAUUGAGCAAUUUAUGGAUGUGGCAACUACCAAGUUUACCUCGGUUGAGGCGGGACUCCAAAGCCAUCAAGCAGGCCUUCAAAAUUUGGAGGUGCAAAUCAGCAAUCUUGUCGGGAUCCUCACCGAGAGACCAAAGGGAGCCCUACCCUCUCAAACCGUUGCCAACCCCAGAUAUCAAGCCGGGUGCAAUGCGAUUUACUUUAGGAGCGGGAAGGUGACUCCGGGAGUUGUUGCUAAGGAAGUGGUUGAGAAGGAAGUCUCCAACCCCAAGGAUGGAGAUGAGGAGCCUUCGAAGGGAGAGAAAGAAGUGGCAAGGAAGACAUUGCCAACGCCAUCUCCAGUGGCUAAGUACAAGCCACCUCUUCCUUUCCCCACAAAGGUGUACAAGGAGAGGUUGGAAGCGGAAUGUGGGGGCUUCAUGGAGAUGUUCCGAAAUCUCCACCUCAACAUCCCCUUCCUCGAAGCUAUGGCUCACAUGCCAAGGUACGCAAAGUACCUCAAAGGAUUCCUCACCAAGAAACCGAAGUUCGAAGACCUCGCCAAUGUGACUCUAGGCGAGGAGUGCUAGGCCUUAAUCCUCAACCGGUUUCCCUAGAAGGGACCUGAUCUAGGUAGCUUCACUAUCCCUCUUAGUAUUGGUAACCAUCACAUAGAAAAUGACUUGGCAGAUUUAGGAGCAAGUGUGAAGGUGAUGCCCUAUAAGCUAUUCAAAAUGCUAGACCUAUGUGAACUCAAGACCACUAAGCUUAGUGUCACACUAGCCGACCGCUCAGUCAUUGAUCCUAGGCGCAUUGUGGAGGACAUGCUAGUACGAGUGGGCAAGUUUUGCUAUCCGACGGAUUUUGUGAUACUUGAUAUAAGUGAGGAUUCGGAUAUGCCACUCACACUAGGACGUCCCUUCCUUGCCACCGCCAAUGCAUUAUAACUCUUGAAAUUUAACCUAAGGCUGGGAAUGAGGAUGUGAAGGAAUUGGUGUAAGAUGAUUUGAAUGUGAGUGGAGGAGAGCCUCUCAAGGCGAACCCCAAUAUUACUUGUGUUGCCUGUGAUGAUGUUAAGUAGGAAGUUAAGGAGGGUACUAUGCCUAGAGAGAGGAAGAAGAAAGCUUGGAGGGAGAAGAUGAAGCAAGCUUUGGCCUGAAAGAAGGAGAAGGGCAAAGCUAAGUUUGUCGGCCAAGAAGGCCACCUUAUGGAGCUUAAGUUGGGAGGCUACAUGCCUUGCCCCGAGAACGUGGCGGAUCCACUCUCGAUGGUAUCAUGUCCCAAAGAAUGAUAGAUCUGCAAUGUCAAGCUAGUGACGUUAACUUAGCGCUUGUUGGGAGGCAACCCAACGGAGGUUUGUUUUCUUUUUCUUAUUUUCGUGUUUUUGUGUUAAGUGAAGAGUUCAAGUGGUCGAGUGGUAUCCCAGUGCCAAGUUUUGUGGUUUUGCGUUUUAAGGUUGUGUUGUGAUCAUUAGGAGGCACGUUGGAAUAGGUUGAGUCAAAAUUUUCUCAGAAGUCCCAUGUUUUCACUCGAGUUCACGGACGAAUUUGAGUGUUCACGGUCUUACAAGACCAUGAACAAGCAAACGCGUCCGUGAACCAGGCACUUCUGAAUGUGCACCACCAGUCGACCAACCCCAGUUGACGGACGGACUUGAGUGUUCACGGUCUUUAAGAGCAUGAACAAGCCAAUGCGUCUGUGAACGCUGUGCUUUGCCCAUAAAAGGGGCGUGAACGG
This is a messenger RNA of Linum trigynum, 1887 nucleotides long. The record is from the annotation of a GenBank genome assembly. Lineage: Eukaryota; Viridiplantae; Streptophyta; Magnoliopsida; Malpighiales; Linaceae.